AUGGAAGUCAAUGGUGAACCAGAUAUAGCUGGUAUUUUCAGCGCGGCUUUAAUGCCAUUGAAAGAUAUGAAACAUGCAGAUAUUUUGGACCAGUAUGAAAUGAACAUGGCUGAUGGAAAUAUAACACCUGACGUUCUAAAACAUUUAUCUCAAAGAACUACACAGAACCAUAGAGAUGGUAUAUUUGGUGAAGAGUUUAGAAAGAAAGUUAGGGAGAUAGAAGGAAGAGAACCUAUUGUACAUGACCUUGCAAACGAAAGUUUACAAAAUGUCAUAAAAACUUACUUUGCAGACAAUGAACCGAGAAGGGAUGAAUAUUUAAGAAAACUCAAAUGGACAGUACCAAAUGAAAUGUUAGUAUUGAAAAACAUGUUCCUUGACAAAAUAAAACCAACUACAGAAAUAAAUGACGCAAGACUGAAACAUUGGGUAAAAGCUUUCCCAUUCACAAAAGAUAUUAUUGGUAACAUGGAAAGAAAACCAGAAUGGCUACAAAAACAUAUAUUUGGAAACGAGCUUAUUCCAUAUGGACAAGCUCUGUUUGAAGAGCUUGAACCGGAAACUCAGGAAAGAGUCAUGCAAACAAUACGCGAAGACUCAAAUACAAACUAUGACAAACUCUUUCUAGGAUAUAGGUUACCUGAGAUGGGCGACCAGAGCCAAAAGGCAAAAAGGACAUGGGAAAUUUGCAACAUACUAGAUGAACAUAAUGCAAAGAUGCAACAACUUCAAGCAGAGGGCAAUGAAGGAAAAAGAAGAGUUAAAAACUCAGUCAGGAAGAAAGUAAAGCUUGGUCCACGUGGGUUCUAUUAUGACAUAUAA
Trichomonas vaginalis G3 is the source of this 822-nucleotide messenger RNA. RefSeq names its product protein of unknown function, DUF4106 family. The transcript has a single exon. Lineage: Eukaryota; Parabasalia; Trichomonadida; Trichomonadidae. The coding region runs from base 1 to 822 and encodes 273 amino acids. The record is from RefSeq and is a predicted model, not a curated record.